Messenger RNA from Hydra vulgaris (swiftwater hydra), 801 nucleotides. RefSeq names its product piggyBac transposable element-derived protein 3-like. NCBI's taxonomy places the organism in Eukaryota, Metazoa, Cnidaria, Hydrozoa, Anthoathecata, Hydridae. The record is from RefSeq and is a predicted model, not a curated record.
AUGCUAAUUUAUGCUCUUAGUGUUGUUGAUUACAUGACAUUAGCAAUAGGACUCUUAAGUGAAGAAUUUAAAGAAGCCAAAAUUAAAGAUUUUAAAAAGUAUCGUAAGCAUUUAACACGCAAGUGUGACCGUAUCAAAUGUAAUGAAGUUUUAUUUAAGCGAUUAUUUUGUUCUAGUGAUCCAUUCAUUUCUUCGCUAAGAAAAAUAGUUAGUAGUAAGAAGAAGGAAGUACCUAUUGAACCUAUUUCAGAUGAAGCUGCCACUCCCUACGAGUAUUUUAAACUGUUUGUUGAUGACAAUCUUAUAGACGUAUUGCUAUCAAGUUUAUAUAGUUACCAGUCAUCAGGUACCAGCGUUUGUGACACACCCAAUGAAAUAGAGUCAUUUAUUGGUGUUUAUUUUCGUAUGGGUCUCGUGAAACUACCAUCAGUAAGAUCUUAUUGGGAAACCUUUAUGAAUUAUGAUGGAGUAAGCUCAGUAUUAUCAAGAAAUAGAUUUCUUUCUAUUCUUUGCUAUUUACACUUUGUCGAUAACUUAAAGGUGACAGAUAAAGAUAAGAAAAAUGAUUGGGUCUGGAAAUUAAGUCCAUGGUUAGAAAAACGAAGAGAAAAUUUUUUAAAAGUUUCUCCGGAAGAAAAUCAAUCAGUUGAUGAGAUAAUGGUUGCCUUCAAAGCAAGGUCAUUUUUGAAGCAAUAUGUCACAAAUAAACCAAAUAAGUGGGGGUUCAAAUUUUGGGGUAGAUGUGGUGUCAGCGGUUAUUUGUAUGACUUUGAUUUAUAUCAAGGAAAAGAAAUAAAAUAG